Messenger RNA from Neltuma alba, 753 nucleotides. Its product is annotated as PRA1 family protein F2-like. Bases 1 to 603 code for a protein of 200 amino acids. The record is from RefSeq and is a predicted model, not a curated record. Gene Ontology annotation, cellular component: endoplasmic reticulum; Golgi apparatus. Gene Ontology annotation, biological process: vesicle-mediated transport. NCBI's taxonomy places the organism in Eukaryota, Viridiplantae, Streptophyta, Magnoliopsida, Fabales, Fabaceae. The transcript has a single exon.
AUGACCACUUAUGGAACAAUCCCAUCAUCAUCAUCAUCAGAACCCUCAAAAAGAGUGUUAGUUUCAAGGGCUAAAGAACGCAUCCAAACAGGUCUUGGCACAAGAAGACCAUGGAAUGAAAUGAUCCAACUUGAUCAUUUCAGAUUCCCUUCCUCUCUUUUCCAAUCCCUCCAAAGAAUCAACACCAACACCGAUUUGUUUCGGGCUAAUUAUGUGAUUAUCAUACUCUUCAUUCUCUUCCUCAGUUUGCUGUGGCACCCCAUCUCACUUAUCAUUUUAAUUCUCAUGAUGGCUGCUUGGCUCUUCUUGUAUUUCCUACGAGAUGACCCUUUGAUCCUUUUCGGCUACGAGAUCGAUGAGCGAUUUGUGGCUUCAUUUUUGCUGUUAGCUACAAUUGGAAUGCUUUUUCUUACCAACGUAACGAAUAAUGUCAUUGUUGGUAUCUCUGUGGGAUUAGGGUUUGCAUUGGUUCAUGCAGUGAUGAGAGAUACAGAAGAAGGCUUUUCUGGGAAUGGAGGAGAAGAAGAAGAAGGUCGUGUUGUUUCGUCAGAUCCUCGAGACCUUGUUAAGCUUCCUGCUUCAACUUCUCUUGCUUCUUCAUAGUACGUAAUGUGGGGAUUCUUUUUCACGUUCUCUUCUCCAUCCAUUCAUUAGCCAAAGAAAUUGAAUGAUUCUCAUGUAUCUGACUCACAAGUUCACUUGUAAUUUUGUUGAUUAACGAAAGUUUUGAUGAGUUGGAUAGCAAGCAAGAAU